GGCUGAAAUGAAUUUUUGAAAAAAUUAUCGAAGGGCUAGAUGUACACAUAUUCACAUCAAAUUCACAAACUACAACACUUUCUUCUACCCUCUCUCUGUGUGUUUUCAAGGUCUCAACGGCUACAAUGGCUGCUACGAGAUCACUUCUUCUUUCUUUGUCUAUUCUACUUCUACUUUGCUUCAACGCUUCUUGCAAAGAUACCCUUGAUCUUGAUGAAGAAGAUCUUAGUUUCCUCGAGGAAGACGAACACGACGCCGCCGAAUCAUCCCUUCACGGUUACGAGGACCAUGAUUUCGAGAACUAUGAUGAUUUGGAUGAUUUCGGAGACGGGGAGGGAGAAUACCCAGAUUCAGAAUCGGCUCCCGAAGCUGAGAUCGACGAGAGUGAUGUAGUCGUGCUAAAUGGGUCAAAUUUCAGUGAUUUCUUGGAGAAAAAUAGGUAUGCCAUGGUGGAGUUUUACGUGCCGUGGUGUGGGCAUUGCCAAGCUCUGAAACCGGAGUAUGCGGCGGCGGCGACGGAGUUGAAGACGGAUGAGGUAGCGCUGGCGAAGAUGGACGCUGGAGAGGAGACUGAACUGGCCCAAAAGUACAAUGUUGAAGGGUAUCCUACUGUGUUAUUCUUUAUUGAUGGUGUUCAUAAGCCCUACAACGGUGCGAGGAACAAGGAUGCUAUUGUGACUUGGGUGAAGAAGAAGAUUGGUCCUGGUCUACACAAUUUGACCACAACCGAGGAAGCCGAAAGCAUAUUAACCAGCGAAUCACCAGUAGUUGUGGCCUUUGUGGAAAAUUUAGUGGGUCCAGAUAGUGAAGAACUUGCUGCAGCUUCAAAACAAGAAGAUGAAGUAAGCUUCUACCAAACAUCCAGUGCUGAUGUGGCAAAGCUUUUCCACAUUGACCCAAAAGGGAAACGACCAGCUUUGGUAUUGGUAAAGAAGGAAGACGAGAAAGUUAGCCACUUUGGGGGUCAGUUUGUAAAUUCAGCAAUAACAGAGUUUGUCUCAAAGAACAAGCUCCCUCUUGUGAUUUACUUCACUCGUGCAAGUUCUUCACAAGUAUUUGAGAACCCAAUCAAAAAUCAGGUGAUUCUUUUUACUACUUUGAAUGAAACCGAGAAGUACCUUCCUAUAUUCCAAGAAGCAGCAAAAUAUUUUAUGGGAAAGGCUCUUUUUGUAUACGUUCCAAUGGACGAAGAAGAUGCUGGUAAACCAGUUGCAGAAUACUUUGGCAUUGAAGGAAGUGCUCCAAAAGUUAUAGCGUUCACUGGAAAUGAAGAUUCCAGAAAGUUCUUUUUGGAAGGAGAAUUGACUUUGAACAACAUCAAGUCAUUUGGUGAAAAUUUCCUAGAAGACAACCUCAAGCCCUUCUACAAGUCAGAUCCAAUCCCCAGAGACUGUAAGUAUUUCUAUCUUUUUGGACGAGUCAAAGGAUGUUCUUCUAGAGAUAUACGCGUCAUGCCAAAAUGGAUGGGCACCACAAAUGAACACCCUCGUGCCAAGUCCGAUGGAUUCCCGACUCUUCUUUUCUUCCCGGCUGGCAAUAAGAGUUUUGACCCGAUCACAGUUGAUACAGAUAGAACAGUGAAAGCCUUCUACAAGUUUCUCAAGCAACACGCAGCCAUUCCUUUCAAGCUCCAGAAACCUGAGUCGACUCAGAAACCCGAAACUGAGUCAACUCAGAAACCCGAGUUAACACAGGAAAGUAGCAAUCAAGAUCUGAAGGAUGAAUUAUGAUUUAUGAGGUUUUCCAUAUCUUCUAACUUCAAAAAUUAGCAUAUGUUGUUGCUCUACCAAAAUCGAAUAAUGUAGUGGUCAAAGUUCGAAAGUCAAAUUUUCA
Messenger RNA from Lactuca saligna, 1833 nucleotides. The record is from the annotation of a GenBank genome assembly. Lineage: Eukaryota; Viridiplantae; Streptophyta; Magnoliopsida; Asterales; Asteraceae.